Messenger RNA from Anopheles merus, 2661 nucleotides. Its product is annotated as apolipoprotein D-like. The record is from RefSeq and is a predicted model, not a curated record. Lineage: Eukaryota; Metazoa; Arthropoda; Insecta; Diptera; Culicidae. The transcript is spliced from 5 exons. The coding region runs from base 1158 to 1790 and encodes 210 amino acids.
AGUCAGUUGCGUUCGGAUUGUAAUCGGAAUUGGUUGUGUGCGUUGUCUCUCACCAUAGUUCUCGCGGCCCGGUACUCUUCACGGUUGCUCCUCUUCCCUGACGGCUGCUUUCCACACCGUCGGUCGCUCGCUCGAUCGAUCGAUCGAUCUAUUAAUUAACGCGACGGGUACGCGAUUACGCGCUGGCGUGUGCGUGACCGAUGCUGGCGCGUUCCGUAAACAUCUAGCCGACGAAUAUAGAUACUGCAACCUUCACGCAAGGCGACAACGACGACGACUACGAUAGUUCCCCAAAAACGGCGUGUGCGUGUCCCUGACACUGUGUGCGUUGCAGAGAAAAAGUAAAAAAAAAGCUUACACACACAUUUUUUCCUGCAAACCUGUCAACCAGGUAGUGCGGAGGCGCUGUGGGGUUGAUCGCAAACAGGCUCCACGGUGUAGUGCCAAAGAGGAAAGAGCCUUGAACACGUACAGAGAGAGAGAGUGAGAGAGAGAGACUGCUGCCACACCGCAGCACUGCAGUCAUUGGCCCAACCAAAUCAAACCCCCGUACAGAACCGCGGGGACCGAGAUUCGCGUUUUUGUAAAGCUUCAUUUUCUCAAUUACCGUCCAUUAGCCACUCCGCGUGUCACCCUUCUUCCAACCGUUUUUCCCACCAAUAAUACACGCAAUCGCGACGGGUUUGAGCUGAUCGAUCGACGUGUGUCCUCACACACUCAAGCGCCCUUCAAGCAAGAUCAGCAAGAUCAGUGUGUGUCGUGUAAGUGAUAACGAGUGAUAACGAGAGUGAAAAGUAACAGCGCGCACACGCCUCCAACACACUCUCACACCCACUACAGCACAAUCAAAGCAAUCGGUGACCUACCGAACGGGCGCGCGGGUUCGCUCGAAUCGAAUUGUGUAUUAUUUUGGAUUUGAACCGUCAAUCGAAGCGUUUGAACCGCUUGACCGUUCGCUGGACUUUGUGCUUACAGACUUUGUGCGGUACAGUUCCGGGAUCGCGGACCGGUGUGCUGUGGGGUGUGUGUGAGAGUUUCGGUGCAAACUGAACGCGUAUCAUCGAGCAAAGAGGUGUGUGAACUCGAUUCUGCUUCCGUCGACAGAAAACUACUUCAACAAUCCGAACCGUGCGCGUAUUGGAGAGAAAAAAACAACCAUGUAUCAUCAGUUUAUGGAGCUGCGUGUAGUGUGGUGCGUCGUCGUCGCCCUCUGGCUUGCCCGGCUGAGCCCGGUGCUGGCGUCCGGCUUCGGCAAGUGCCCAAAUUACCCUUCAAUGCCAAAGUUUAACAUGACAAAGUUUUUAGGCAAAUGGUACGAGGUGGAGCGUUCCUUCUAUCUGCCCGAGCUGGCCUCCGGCUGUACCACGAUGACCUUUGAGAACACGACGCUGCGGGACGAGGCCGGCCGAAGUCAGCUGGAGAUUUCGAUUAAAUCCGUCAAUCAAUGGACGGGCAACCCAUCGAUCAGCAUCGGGGAAGCCGUGCCGGAGAGUGAAACGUCCUCCAUCAUGAACGUCCAGCUCCAGUCACGGCUUCCAACGGCGAUUGCGCGGCUACUGCCAGGAUCUGGCCGCUACCAGGUGCUCUACACUAACUACGACAACUUUGCCAUUCUCUGGUCGUGCACGAGCUUUGUGGCGGUUCACGCUGAUCAAAUCUGGCUCCUGGGACGUGAUCGAGACUAUUCGACCGACAUUAGGAAAAAGAUCUACAACGCCCUUGAGCAGCUAAGCCUUGAUCCGGACCGUUUGUUCAUUGCGAAAAACAAAAACUGCCCCUCCACGCUGUGAACCCUAUUGGCCCGGGACGACUAGAAAACUACACUUAUGAGGAUCUGUGAUAUUACAAACAAACCAGCUUUCGGUAAAAGCGGAAGAUCAGAGUUUGGGACGCGAGAGAGAGAGAGAGAGAGAGAGAGAGAGAGAGAGAGAGAGAGAGAGAGAGAGAGAGAGAGAGAGAGAGAGAGAGAGAAAGUAGCGAUCACCGACGAGACGCGCCGCCAUAAGUUUUCGGAUGCAUAAUGUUCUUUUUUGUUGUUUUCAGCUAAAUAAUAAAACAAACGCAUAGUGUAAAUUAAAACGCACUUAAAAAAAGGUUGAUAUUAUUGUACGCGAGAGCUGCUUAAGAUUUAUAUAUCCAACAUUAGUAUUUUGUCGUGUUUCCGUAGUUGGUAUUGCGCAAUGUGUUUUAUCAUGAUUAUAGGUAGCGAUUAUAUGUUUUUAAAAGCUUUCAUAAAUCGUAAGGGACAGGCAUAAAACGGCAUUUUCUAAAACAAGUUAAAAUUAACCCUGAACUAGAGAGGGAUAGUACAGAUAGAGAGAGUGUGUAUGUGUGUGAAAGGAAGGGAGAUUGAUUCGGGAUAGAAACAGCGUCAGAACUGGCACACAGAGCAAACCCGAUGGCUUGCGGUGGUGUGACGACGAUGUGACGCUGCGCUAGACCCCGUCCCCAUCGGGGGGCUGCUAUUCAUUUACGCUAAGCUUAAGUACUGUUCUUAAUCGAUAGACAAUAAAAUUAGCAGAAAUGCAUGUACGGUUUCGCAUGGACUAUUACAAAAAAACGGAGAACAAACAACACACAAACAGAUCAAAAGUUACAUACAAAAUACACAUCGGCACAGAGGGAAGUUGGGGUUUGUCUUGCGAGACGAGAGGGGGAGUA